Molecule: messenger RNA, 4944 nt
Organism: Scleropages formosus (Asian bonytongue)
Lineage: Eukaryota; Metazoa; Chordata; Actinopteri; Osteoglossiformes; Osteoglossidae
Product: ubiquitin carboxyl-terminal hydrolase 36-like
Exons: 19
Coding region: 186-3005 (939 amino acids)
Biological process (GO): regulation of apoptotic process; protein deubiquitination
Cellular component (GO): cytosol; nucleus
Molecular function (GO): cysteine-type deubiquitinase activity
Source: RefSeq, a predicted model, not a curated record
AUGCGCGAAUGGCAACAAUGUAACGAAUUCAGGUAUCGAGCGGAAAAGAGCCGUUUUGCGUGCGCGGGGGCGACGCGUCGCGGAGAGCUGCGAUCGAUCCCAAAGCGACCUUGAGCUGCUCUCCUCCUGCUCUGAAUGAACGAGGCUUGAGUUGAGAUGCAGUGAUGAUGAACCAGUGAUGCGCCAUGCCUAUCGUGGACAAGCUGAAGGAAGCCCUGAAGCCGAGCCGCAAGGACUCGGCGGCGGAGGACGCCGGCGACCUCCACAAGCUGCUGGCCUCCUCGGCCCGCAAGGUGCUGCUGCAGAAGAUCGAGUUUGAGCCGGCCAGCAGGGGCUUGUCCGGCCAGUUGGAGGCGCUGCGGAGCAAGUAUGUGAUCCUCAACCCCAACCCCACCCCCAGGCUCGAGGGUGCCGCCGGGCAGAGGGCUGCCGAACCGACGCAGGUGAAGAAGCAGGUCGCGGAGAGCGCGGCCGGCGGUCCGAGCGACGGCAUCCCGCCCCCCCAGAAGGUGCUGUUUCCGGGCCACCGGCUCUCCAUGCGGUGGGAGCGCGUGUGCAGGGUGGGCGCCGGCCUCCAGAACCUGGGCAACACCUGCUUCCUCAACUCCACGGUGCAGUGUCUCACCUACACGCCGCCACUCGCCAACUACCUGCUCUCCCGGGAGCACAGCCGUGCCUGUCACCAGUCCGGCUUCUGCAUGAUCUGCGUGAUGCAGAACCACAUGAUUCAAGCCUUCGCCAACACUGGCAACGCCAUCAAGCCUGUCUCCUUCAUCCGGGACCUGAAAAAAAUCGCCCGACAUUUUCGCUUCGGGAGCCAGGAAGAUGCACAUGAGUUCCUGCGCUACACCAUCGAUGCCAUGCAGAAGGCCUGUCUGAGCGGAUACACAAAGUUGGACAGACAGUCUCAGGCCACCACGCUGGUCCACCAGAUCUUUGGUGGAUACCUCAGGUCCCGAGUCAAGUGCACCGUGUGUAAAAGCGUGUCGGACACCUACGACCCUUACCUCGACAUCGCUCUGGAGAUCCGGCAAGCAGCCAACAUCGUGCGAGCCCUGGAGCUCUUCGUGAAGCCGGAUGUCCUGAGCGGAGAGAACGCGUACAUGUGUGCGAAAUGUAAGAAGAAAGUGCCUGCGUCCAAGCGUUUCACCGUCCACCGGGCCUCCAGCGUCCUCACCUUGUCCCUCAAGAGGUUCGCCAACUUCAGCGGGGGGAAAAUCACCAAGGAUGUUGGCUACCCAGAAUUCCUCAACAUCAGACCUUACAUGUCGCAGAGCUCCGGGGAGCCCGUCAUGUACGGCCUCUACGCCGUCCUGGUGCAUUCUGGGUAUAGCUGUCAUGCUGGCCACUACUACUGCUACGUUAAGGCCAGCAACGGGCAGUGGUACCAGAUGAACGACUCCAUGGUCCAUCCCAGCACUGUCAAGGUGGUGCUCAACCAGCAGGCCUACGUGCUCUUCUACCUGAGGAUUCCCGAGGCCAAGAAGAGCGCUGAUGGCGUGGCGGUGAAGCAGGGAGUGGUGCAUUCUGGGAAAAGCGGCCUCACCCCAGAGCAGCUGAAGAAGGCGACUCCCAACGGGCCACUGUGCUCCCCGCAAGUGACGAAGAAGCAGCUCGAGCCCCAGCCGCGGAAGCUGCAGUCCCUGGACAGCGGAUGCGGUGCCUCCGGCGUCGUCGCUGCGGUACCUUCCAGAAAAGGCUCCGGGUUCCAGUCCCCCCCCAAGCCGGACGGGGACCUGCCCUCCCCCGUCAGCACCCCCAGGCUGCCGGGUUGCGCCUCGCCGGCCGAGGGGCCUCUCGCCAAGGCGAAGAAGCCGCAGCGGCAAGCCUUCGGCAAGGCUCCGGGUUCGACCCACGGCCUGGGCAGGACGGAGGGGAGGAGCUUGUCCACCUCUACCUCCUUGAAGUCCCUGUCUGACUCCUCCUCCUCCGGGGACUCCUCUGACUCAAAGGAUCUGGAACUCGGGGAGGCGGGAGGCCGCAGGGACACCGCCGGACCCCGCAGCGCGCCUGCGGGAGGGGCACCCCCGAGAGGCGGGGCGUGCGCCGCCGACAGCGAGGAGCCCCCCGGCCCCCCCGCCGCGGAGACGGGCGAAGGCCCCCCGGAGGAGCAGAAGAUGGCCAAGCUGAAACCCCAGGCCCUCACGAACGUGACCUGCGAACCCACCAGCACCAUGUCGCCGCCCCCCGCCAAGAAACUGGCGCUGUCCGCCAAAAAGGGCAGUCGGGCUCCGACCAGCAGUGAGGAUCCGCUCUGCCCUCCGUAUCGCUCAUCCCGCGACCCCACGCAUCCCGUUCAGCUCUACCCUUUCACCUUCGACCUUCCUCCAGGCCCGGAGCCUAGGUACGGUCGCGGCUCUGGGGCGCGACGCCUCAACGCACAGACCUGGUCCACAGGUGAAAACAGGGUCCCGCCCGCCAGAGAGACGCCGUCAUCCCUGCAUCGGCUCCAUCCUCAUCGUCUCCACAUGAGCGCGCGGAGGACUCUGUGUCCGCAUGGAAGCAGCUCCCCGGCGCCCAUCUGUCCCUCGUUUACCCCUCGCCGUCCUUCCCCGACAAAGUCCUCCGACCCGGUGAGGAACACGUGGAGACGCCUCUCGGCUGCGGUCGCUUGCGGUCAACCAGAGUGGCGGGAGGAGGAUGGGAGAGACGAGGGGAGGAAGAGUGAAGGACCGGUGUCCAGGAGAUAUCGGUCCAGCCCCGAGAUCCAGCCCCGGGGUCCAGCCCCCUGGUCCACGCCUGCGUCUGCGCGGCCCCCACGUGAACUCGCCGAGCCCCAAAGCAGCAGAGCUGUGGAAGUAGCGAGAAGCAGCAGGAGGAGGAAAGAGAAGAAGCCGAGAGGAAAGGGGUGGAAAGAUGGAGCUGGAUCUGCGCUCGAAAGGAGCCCAGGGAUCAGAAGAAGGACUCGACAGGGACACGAGGAGGAGGAGGAAGCCGGGGGGGCAAGGAAGAGCUACCCGGCGGUUGAUGGACCCCCCCCCCCCCCCAUAGAGCGCUGUCGAUGAGAGACGCUCGACUCGUCACUCGGGCGCAGAAGGUUCAGGAGAGACGCCGAGACGAUAUUCAUCGCGCCGCUGUGCUCGUCGAGGAUGUGAGGAGACCAGAGCACCGAUGUUAGGUCGAGGAGGGUAAAACGGCGGUAAAAGGGCCGUAAACAUGGCACGCUCCACGUGCGCUUUGGGUCGAGAAGACCGAAGGGCGCAUGCUCUGAGCGGGACUCGGGUUCGAUGCAUACAGACAUGAUGGGCGAUGCUGUGGAAGCAGGGGCUGAUGGGAAAUUCAGCACACAGCGUAGAGGUGGAGAAUGAAAGGGGGAAAUUAUUAUUAUUAUUAUAUGCAAUUUUAGUAACGGACGCAGAUUCAGAAAACUGCUUCCUCCAGGGAUUGGAAGCAGAACCGAAACCCUCCUGGUCAGUCGUCAUGGUUUGUGUGUGUGUGGCGUACACAUACACACACACACCCCGGCCUGGUUAUUUUCAGCUCCCCCUUUCAGGACGACUGCGGCUGCUGAACUGCCGUCCAAUUCGGUCGUUUGUCCAAAUACGACGGUCCUGUUGAAGGUCCUGAUUCCUGUGUUAAACAGGAAGUGGGUGAGGGCACCGACGGGCUGUGAGCGAGACACAACCCCCCCCCCCCACACACACACACACACACACACACCGGUGCAAUCAGAUGUUUGUGUUCUUGCAGAAACAACAAGGGCGAGCAGAUCCAGGCCAGUGUAAAAAACAGUGUAAAUUGUAUAAAGCAUAAACAGCAGCUGUUCUGGAACGACAGCACCCCCCCCCCCCCAUUUUACUUUCCAAAGUGAUUUUUUUUUACCCUGUUUGUCUUCGAAAAAAACUGUGGAAACUUGUCACCCCUUUUCAUGAAUUCCCCGUCAUCGCACAAGUCCGCCCUCCCGUUGCCAUGACAACAGUAUACCUCUUACUUGUGACCUCAGUGCUGCUCUAGUUCUCUGGUUAGAAUUUCCAAAAAUAGGAGCCUUCGUGGCUUCUUCAUCGGGGGGCAGCAGUCAUCAACAGGGAUGCUGCCCUCCCCCCCUCCCCGGUUAUCAGGUGGCAGGUGGGGUCCGUAUGUUUGUCUCCCAGGAGGCGGAGCUCCGUGUGCAGGGUGGGGGUGGGGGAGCUCAGCAGGGGGCACACGUGAGGGCUUGUCUUCUUACGGCUGGACGAACAGCUGAAGCUCACCACGGUAACAUUGUUUCUUACCCAAUGAAGGUAUCUCUGUGUGGUAUGGGGCCCUGGACUUCAUUCUGCGCGGAGUGGCGGCGUCACCAGGCUCUGGGUAAUUGUAAUGUAAUUGUAAUUGUAAUUUGGCUGUGGCCCGGCCAACCCUGGACAAUUUCCGCUGACUUUGCGGUCAAAGAGCCACUAUGCAAGCCUGGGUUCGACACCCGACUCGGGUCAUCCGGAGCCGGUGGGUGGACUUCUCGAACCCACCGCCCGUUACCCCCCCAGCACGCGUGUGUGCGCGCGCACGCCGCCCGCACCGGCCCUUGCACUAGACGUGUGUCCUGCAAAGAGCGUCACGCUCCUUCCCCGCCACAGUAAGGAAGGAGGUGAAACCCUUCGAUGUAUCGAUAAGGAGCCCCCCACCCUGUUAGAAGCAGCGUGAGCCACAGUGUGCAUUGUCAACUUAGAACACGUGACGUGUGAGUACCACAUUUUACCGUGUUGUGAUGGGUGCCCUUGUCCUAAAGUCCAAUGAAGGGUGGGGGGGGGGGGUGUUUGCUCUGUGUUUACUAUGGUAUACACGUGUACCUGAGCUCCAGUGUAUUUUAGUGCGGACAAGUACCACUUUUAAAGCACACGCUGAGCGGUACGAGGGCCCCCCAGGUGAGGGGAUGGGGGGGACCUGCACCCCGGAGAGACUUUUCUAGAAAGAAACACAUGUAAAGGGUGAGCUGUGAGCUGUCAAUGUACCGGUGCAAUAAAGGUGGAC